Molecule: messenger RNA, 1688 nt
Organism: Linum trigynum
Lineage: Eukaryota; Viridiplantae; Streptophyta; Magnoliopsida; Malpighiales; Linaceae
Source: the annotation of a GenBank genome assembly
CCCGAAACCCGAACGGGUAUGGGCAUGUUUUUGUUUUGCUACCCGUUUCUUAUGUAGGUAUGGAUAUGGAUAAAACCAGAACUACUUUAAGUAGGGUAACGAAUAUGCACUAUCCGCCCCCGACCCAACUCGUUGCCAUCCCUAUCCUUAAUCCUAAGUUCUUUUUAUCAAACCAUGACUUUCAAUGAUUUGGUUCGGUUCGUACCAAACUGUUGCACACAUUAUGCCUAACAGUCAGUCGGCUCUUGAUUCCUGAAGCCUUGUCAAUCGGACUUCUGGUUUGGCUAUUUAUUGCUUAACGUGCCAAAGCUAAUAUUUGUGAACAAGAAUUGGGCUGAAAUCCCAGGCCCAAUGUUUCUCGCGAACUCUUUAUAUUGGCCCAUAUAUGUACCACGAGAGGAAAUAAAAGUGCGCUGACAAAUUGAAGCAUUGAUUGAGAGAUGAGAUGAGACUUUGACUUCCCUCCUGGUUCCACUUCCACAUCAAAUUUCCAUGGCGGCUGAAGCUUCCGACCCCGAACCUCCUCCCCAGCUUUCUCCUCCUUUUCUGGAAGUAGAGUGCAAACCUUCGAAGAAAAAGAGACGCUUUGCAGCCGGUACGAAGGCGGGGUUCGCAGUCUCUCUGAUAAACAGGAAGUUGAAUAAUGGGCAACCUCUGGCUUUUGCCAUCGAAGCCAUCAAAGAAGGCGAGGAGCCCGUCAGCUUCGGCCCAGAUGUUGCUCUCGUUGACUAUGGCAAUGGCUGGAAGUUGCAGGCGGUCACUGACCUAGAUUAUCCUCCUCCUGGUAAAAGUGUGAUGCUAGGGGAAAAAUUUCCACUGAUAGCUACAGCAACCCCGCCUCCAAGGGUUCCAGCUGCGGCACCGGAGAACUCUGAUGGCUCGCGUCCAGGAAGAACGACAGUCACAAAGCCUGCAGCAAUUACUGCAGGGUACAUGGCGAAGAUACUGGUUGCCUUCAUUUUGAUCUUCAUGCUGGGGGCAGCUUUCACAAUAGCUCUGGAGAAUCUUCCUAAGCUAAUACUGAUGCUCAACUCCAUGUAAUCUGGUGCCUUCAAAUUUUGUGCUUUACUUUCCCUUUUUUUGGUUCCUUGAACAAGGAGGAACCUUCAUGAGUGUACCUUAAAAUAAGGAGACAACAAUGUAGUAAUACCGUGUAAAUUAUCUUGCUUUUACCCCACGACUCCUGAAGGUGGAACUCAACUUGAAACAAAACAAAGCUUAAAGCAUAGAAUUGUUUGAAUUUUCCAUUACAUAUUACAUGGUAUAUGUAUGUAUAUGUCCACGAGACCACAACAGUUUCGAUUCAUUUAUUCAAACAACUAAUUAGAAUCCACAUUAAGGCCCUUGCCCUUACUGUAUUCAAGCAUCAUACCAUGAGAUAAUCACCUUCGCUUGUCAUCGAACCAUCCAGUCAAGAGAGCCACAACAGGUUCAUUGUUGGAAUGGUACUGGUUGUUGCACUCAGAUGGACCGCCUCCACUCCCACCUUUCUCGCGAAGUUGUUCCAUAUUAGAGUCGCCGUGGUUGGGUAGUGACGGUGGAUCAAGGUGGUGUAUUGCUCACCUUUCUUGCAGCAGUCGGAUUCCUCAGCUUGGUUUGUAUUGCCUCAGGGUGGUGUUUCCCUGCGAUGAACUCACUUGGCCUGCAUUGCUGCGCUUCGAUAGAGGCAAUGAACACAAGGUGAUAAA